Molecule: messenger RNA, 238 nt
Organism: Cinclus cinclus
Lineage: Eukaryota; Metazoa; Chordata; Aves; Passeriformes; Cinclidae
Gene: CAMK2N1
Product: calcium/calmodulin dependent protein kinase II inhibitor 1
Exons: 2
Coding region: 1-231 (76 amino acids)
Biological process (GO): negative regulation of protein kinase activity
Molecular function (GO): protein kinase binding; calcium-dependent protein kinase inhibitor activity
Source: RefSeq, a predicted model, not a curated record
AUGUCGGAGGGGCCGCCCUACGGCGAGGGGCAGCUGGCGGGGGACGCGGCCGUGGGGCAGCUGCCCUUCCCCGUUCGCCUCCGCGGCGGCGACGGGCUCCUGGCCGGCGGACAGGGCAAGCGGCCGCCCAAGCUGGGACAGAUCGGCCGCAGCAAGAGAGUGGUUAUUGAAGAUGAUAGAAUUGAUGACGUGCUGCAAAACCUCUCCGAAAAGGCCCCUCCCGGUGUUUAAAGCCUCC